Molecule: messenger RNA, 2487 nt
Organism: Paramuricea clavata
Lineage: Eukaryota; Metazoa; Cnidaria; Anthozoa; Malacalcyonacea; Plexauridae
Source: the annotation of a GenBank genome assembly
AUGAACGAUACGUCAACUUUAGACCGCGCUUCUUCAAAUUUAGGUUGGUAGAUUUGUGAAGUGUUGUUUUGUGGCAUAUGUAUACUGUACAUAGUUUGAUAUUGAUUGUGUUUAUGAUGUUGACUUAGGCUCUUUACACUUUAUAGUUUAUAGCCACUAAUAGGCAUUUCUAUAAGACUAUAUUAACUUAUAUGCAGUGUUUAAUUAAUAUGGGUUAACUCUUGCCCAAGUAAGUUUUAAGUGUGUAUUUCAAUUUUGAACACUAUUAUCUUGGAUUAAGCAAGAUAAUAGUGUUCAAUAGUUAUUGUACAUUGAUGUAACUGUUUUUCAGAGACAUUGGAUGAUUGUAUUGCUGUCUGUGAAGAAUUGACUGAAGAGAUAAAAUCGAGUGGACAGUCCAAAUGGGCAAAGCGGAUGCAGUCUGUUGAGAGUGCAUGGGAAGGCAGCAGAGCAACAAUAUUCAAAGCACUCUUAGAGUGCCAUGCAAUCCCUUCGUCAGAUGCUUUAUGUUUUAUUUGUGGUUGCAAAACUGCUGUGAUAUGUUGUCAUCAGUGUGGUCCAAGAGUGCUAAUGUGUUCAAGCUGCGAUGCUGAAUUACACGAAAAGAAACCUCUCCAUGAUCGAGAUGUGUGGACGAAUGGGUUUUUCCAAGAAAUUCCCCCUACAACUACUGUGCUGGGAGAUGGAUCAUUAGGCUUUACAAGUCUGUAUAAAAAUUAUCAGUCAUUUGAAAAUAAAACACUUGUUUCGGGGAUCUUGAAAUGAGAGGAAAGUUAAAUGUUGAUGCAUGCACAGAUGGACUUACUGUACUGUACUGUAUGAAAACAACACAUGCCUAAUGGUAGCUUGCAAGCAGCAGUAUUUACCUGGAAAAACUCUCAUAUGUUGUUCACAUGUAUAUAUUAAUUUUUGUUAUGUUAACCCAUUGAGUCGCAUUGUGCCCUGAUUUAUUAUUUUACUCUGUCUAACGCCAGACGAUUUUACUUUGUCUAACGCCAGACAAUUUUACUCUUCAAGGGGAGAGUGCUGGCACUUAAUGGGUUAACUGACCUAUCUGUCCAUGUGUCUAGUUAACCCAUUGAGUUGCAUUGUGCCCUGAUGCACCCUACUUUAUUAUUUUACUCUGUCUAACACUGCCCGAUUUUACUCAUCAAGGGGAGAGUGCUGGUGCUUGAUGGGUUAAAAUCAAAUUACAAAUUAAUUACAGUAAUAUAACCACCAAGAUGGAUGGUAAGUGGUCAGUCAUAACUUUUAUACUGUGUUUGUCUUUUUUUAGAGAGGUGUGCUCCUUUUCUGUUGUGUGAAGCAUGUUUGCUUUGUAAAAGACAAGGAACACUUGAACUGGUUUUAUCUGAAACUGAAAGCUGUAUUGUGAUCACUUGUGAAGGUAUUAUAAAGUUAUCUAAUAGAUAGAUGAAACUUCUCUAACUGCAUCAAUUUCUGUACAGGAAACAUACUUUACUACAGUGUAUAUUAUUCAACUGAAUGAACAUGCAGUGUUUCACAUACUGUAGAAUGCUCAUCAGCAGGUGUUCGGUACAUUAUUAUAGACAGCACAAUACAAUCGAGGCACAGAUUGCCUCCUGGAGAAACCUUUUCAGUAAUCUUCUAAAAGCACAUUACCAUAGUUUUAAAGCUAUAAAUCCCUUUAUUUUUCUUUUACUGAAGGUCGAUUUGAUCUAUUCCUUUGCUCAUAUUACUGCAAUGAUUGUGAUGAGCAUUUCUCACCAGUCACACUUGAGAAAAUUAUUAUGGAGGGUUAUUGGCCUGGAAGUCCAAAGCAAUUUAAUCAUGUUUUCUCAGAACAGCUAUUCAGAGUGUGGGACUCUGUGAGGAAGCACAUGCCUGGAACAUCAGAAACAGCAUUUCUUAGAUCACUGGGAAAUAUUUCUAGUGAAAGAGGCAGAGUAUGUAAAAUAUGACUUAACACCUGUGUGGAUUGAAACUGAACAACUUGAAAAAUUUCCUACAGUAAUACAACAUAUUCUUUGGUUUACUUUGUUUUACACUAAAUAAUUUUACAGUUUUAUUCAUCAAAGGGUCAACAAUGCAUGUUAAUUAUACAUUGAUACGAGACUGUACAUUUACAAUGUACAUUGAUGUGAUAUCUUCACUAAAUUAUUUUUGUCAAAAUAUGAUGCUUCUCAGGAAGUCAUGCAAUAAUAAAAUACAUACAAACACAAGCACUUUAAAACUGGUUAAAAUUUUUGUUACUGUAUAAAAUAUGUAUAGAUCUGGUUUUAUUAAAAAAAUCACAUAAAGUAUACAUAAGUCCAGUUUACUUACAGUAAUAUGAUUUUCCUUGUAGUCAUCAACUAUCAAUGUGGCAGUUUUUCACCGGGCAUUUAAAGAGUGGUGCUUUGCGAUGCAUGAAUUAGAGGCCAUGAAAGGGAAGAACUGGAUUGACUGUCCAUCUUGUUAUGAGUCUCAACAUUCUUGUCAUGUGGAUGGAAAUGCAAAGUUAUAUAGAUACAGUUGUGUGCCAAG